This is a messenger RNA of Arabidopsis thaliana (thale cress), 1369 nucleotides long. Its product is annotated as alpha/beta-Hydrolases superfamily protein. The transcript has 5 exons. The coding region runs from base 66 to 995 and encodes 309 amino acids. The record is from RefSeq and is marked reviewed. NCBI's taxonomy places the organism in Eukaryota, Viridiplantae, Streptophyta, Magnoliopsida, Brassicales, Brassicaceae.
CUCACUAAAAAAUAAUAAACUAAACUCUCAUCAUCUUCAGUCAACAGUUCAUGUGAUAUGAAACAAUGAGAACUCUUUUGCACAACUUCAAUUUUGUCCCUCAAGAUUCUCCUUAUUACAAAACGUCCCCUUUUCCCACAUCAUCCUUCUUCAACGUUCGCUUUCCCAUCAAGAACAACCAAAUCUCUUGUAACAAAGCAAAGAAUUUGAGAAUGGAUCCGUCUAAGGGAAUCCAAGAACAGAGGAUUGUGAUUCCAAACAGACACAACGAGAAGCUGGUUGGUCUGCUUCAUGAAACUGGUUCUACAGACAUCGUAGUCUUGUGCCAUGGCUUUCGAUCAAACAAGAGUAACCAAAUAAUGAAUAAUGUGGCUGCUGCUAUACAGAAAGAAGGGAUCAGCGCUUUUCGUUUUGAUUUCUCCGGGAAUGGAGAGAGUGAAGGCAGUUUCUAUUAUGGUAACUAUAACCAUGAAGCUGAUGAUUUACAUUCUGUUGUCCAAUACUUCUCUAACAAGAACCGUGUGGUUCCUAUAAUCCUCGGUCACAGUAAGGGAGGUGAUGUUGUCCUCCUCUACGCCUCCAAGUAUCAUGAUGUCCGCAAUGUAAUCAAUCUCUCGGGACGUUAUGAUCUUAAAAAGGGUAUAAGAGAGCGUCUUGGAGAAGAUUUUUUGGAAAGAAUUAAGCAACAAGGAUUCAUCGAUGUUGGAGAUGGAAAAUCGGGGUAUCGUGUUACUGAGAAGAGCUUAAUGGACAGGUUAAGCACUGAUAUUCAUGAAGCUUGCCUCAAGAUUGACAAAGAGUGCAGGGUCUUGACGGUUCAUGGAUCGGAGGACGAGGUAAUACCUGUGGAAGAUGCGAAGGAGUUUGCGAAGAUCAUACCAAACCACAAGCUGGAGAUUGUGGAAGGAGCUAAUCAUGGUUAUACUGAGCACCAAAGUCAAUUAGUUUCAACAGUUAUGGAGUUCAUAAAGACAGUCAUUGUGAAGAACAACUAGAAUUGAGUUACGUUUGCCUUUUAAAUCAUGAAAGUUUGUAAUUCAUUUUUAAGCUACGAAAAACUGAGAAAAUCCAAAUAAAGUUGGGAACACUGAUAUAUAUGAUAAAACUGGUUACACAACAUACAUAUAUUGUCUGCAAAAAACACAAGCAUUCAUUAACAAUAUUCUGCAAGCCAUCUUAGUAUGUUUUAAUAGAGCUUAGAAACACGUAUAGCAUAAGUAUGUUUAAUAGAGAAGAAGAAAACACAAAUUGUAAAAGACAAUGUUAUAUAGGCCUUUUGAGUGGACUGCAAAGUUUGUAGGCAAAACCAUAAAAACUUCAACGUCUAGGUGUUCUUCUGGUUUUAAAGAACCUUUCUCUGAUUGAGAUC